AUGGAAAAAAUCUUAAUCCUAGCGAUACUUUUAACAUUCCUUGCCGUCGUCGUGGAGGAAACUUGUGCGGAAGGAAAGCUGAAAAUUGGAAUCAAGAAGCGUGUGGAAAAUUGCGUGCAGAAGACGAAGAAAGGUGAUCUUGUUCACAUGCACUACACCGGCACCCUGGAGGAUGGUACAGUGUUUGACAGCAGCGUGGAUCGAGGGCAGUACUUUACAUUUACUUUGGGUGCCGGCCAGGUCAUUAAAGGCUGGGAUCAGGGACUUCUGGGUAUGUGCGAAGGAGAAAAGCGACGUCUCGUAAUCCCUCCGGAACUGGCUUAUGGGAAAAGGGCAAUGGGCGAUAAAAUUCCUGCGGAUUCAACACUCAUCUUUGAAGUUGAACUUUUCAAGAUUGAACGGAAGCAGGAACUGUAGCUGAGAAUGUCCAAAUAAAAGGAAAUUGUGAAGAUUUAAA
Molecule: messenger RNA, 457 nt
Organism: Lutzomyia longipalpis
Lineage: Eukaryota; Metazoa; Arthropoda; Insecta; Diptera; Psychodidae
Product: peptidyl-prolyl cis-trans isomerase FKBP2
Exons: 1
Coding region: 1-417 (138 amino acids)
Biological process (GO): protein peptidyl-prolyl isomerization
Molecular function (GO): peptidyl-prolyl cis-trans isomerase activity
Source: RefSeq, a predicted model, not a curated record